Messenger RNA from Venturia canescens, 1186 nucleotides. RefSeq lists its product as uncharacterized. The transcript is spliced from 2 exons. The record is from RefSeq and is a predicted model, not a curated record. The coding region runs from base 1 to 903 and encodes 300 amino acids. Lineage: Eukaryota; Metazoa; Arthropoda; Insecta; Hymenoptera; Ichneumonidae.
AUGAAGAGCGUGAAAUGUAUUUCUUCUUUCAUUGUGCAGGAAUUCUCAUUACCGGAAACUUUCGAUUACUCGAACGUCACAAGUAUUUUGGUGACGGGAUGCGUUGACGCCAGCUUGAAUUUUUCGAGUUUUUCCGGUUCGAAAAAAAUCAGUAACAUCGUCGUUCAGAAUAUAAGUGGACGUUUGGCAUUCCAGCCAUUUGCGAAAUUACAAAAAUUCCGAAUAUUCAAACUCGUAAGAAUACGUAAAAUAUUAUUGAUUGCACCCGACACGUUUCCAAGUUUCUCUAAUAUAGAAAACUUUCACAUCGAGGACACGUGGAUUGAAAAUUUCGAGGACCAAUUUACGAACAUAAACGUGACGUACUUGAAAAUGAAAAAUGUUACGAUCGAUCGAAUGAUCGGUAUGAAUUUAUCGGAGAGGGGCAAGUGUUUGACGAUCCACGAUUCUGUGAUAAAAAGUGUUCAAACGACUUUGAACUUCGCUUUUUUUUCAAAAAUCGACAUUAGGAAUUCGGGAUUCGAGCUACAAAAGCCAGGACACCUGUCGAUCGAGGGAAAUUCCGCUAUUGUAUUGAACAGCGUUUUCACCAACGUUAGCAUGAAUCUCGUUGCGAGUGACAUUACGAUCAACGGUAGCUGUGCCGAUGGGAAAAGUUCGCUGAGGUUAUCCGCCAACAGAAUUGAGAGUUCUCACAAUAGAUUACCCACUGAAAUCAUUUAUACUAGAAACUUAGUUCCACGAGAUAACGAUACUGAUUUCCCGUUGAUAGUCAACAAUACUGUAUGUAUCGCCGGGAACUGUAAGUGUCCCAAGAGCAACGGUCACAAUUCCUACGAACGUUUUCAUGCUAAUAUUUAUCUUGGCAUGUUGCUUUUUUUUCUUGUACCCGGAUUAUUAUGAUCGAUUCAAUUCAUGGCAUGAAAAACUACAGGUGAAAACACAGAGGCAUAUUAUUCUCGGUUUUUCCAGUGAAAUUUUGAUAAUGCACUUAAAUAUUUUUCUUUCCAGUCACGAUACUCUGGCUUCAAAAAUUUUUUUUAUUAGUCACUUCAAUGAAGAGAAUUCACAUGCUGAAAACUUUGAACUAUUUUGUCAGAUUGAUUAAAUUAAUUCAUUGCAAGCUGUCAAUUUUUCUUUCCAUAUUUUGUUUUUUUCAGUUAAUCGUUCACUCCAGGCAUAAUCA